Acanthaster planci (crown-of-thorns starfish) is the source of this 1598-nucleotide messenger RNA. RefSeq names its product solute carrier family 25 member 21 (gene slc25a21). The record is from RefSeq and is a predicted model, not a curated record. Lineage: Eukaryota; Metazoa; Echinodermata; Asteroidea; Valvatida; Acanthasteridae. Gene Ontology annotation, biological process: transmembrane transport.
GAUCAUGUACCUCCCACACGUCACACACGUACAUGUGUGUGCAAGCUGCUUGGCGGCACAUUCGGGUCCGAAGUCCCGGUAUAGUUGAAACAGGUUCUGUGUACGAGUGAAUCCUGUUUGUACGAAGAUAGGGUAGACCAAGAGUUGCUGACAUUAUUAUUUUUUCGCGCAUAUUGUUCCUGUGCUGUACUUCUUGGAGUAGAAGCCCAUUCCAGUAACUUUGAUCGUGUGUUCAAGUAUCAACAUGCCCAAAGAAGUCACCUUGGGAACUGUCACGCUUGGAGACAGGUUAAAGGAGGCAGGACGCCAGAUCGUUGCAGGGGGAUCAGCAGGUCUGGUUGAAGUCAGCUUAAUGCAUCCACUAGAUGUCAUCAAAACAAGAUUUCAGAUCCAAGGCGGGCCACAGGGGGAAGUGUACGGCACAUCCAUGCUUGAUGUGGUCCGUAGAAUGUACCACACAGAAGGGACCUUAUCAGUUUACAAAGGCAUCCUGCCCCCAAUCCUGGCAGAAACGCCCAAGCGAGCCGUCAAGUUCUUCACAUUUGAGCAGUACAAGCAUGUAUUUCUGUUUGGUGCUCCUGCCCCCACUCCAUUGACCUUCACACUAGCUGGUCUGGGCUCUGGCCUGACAGAAGGUUUUAUUAUCUGCCCAUUUGAGGUGGUCAAGGUUCGGUUGCAGGCGGAGAAACUUCAGUUUUCACAGCAAACCAGUGCAUUUUCAUUAGCAAGGAGAAUUGUUAGGGAGCAAGGCAUCGGACGCAAUGGCAUGCUCAGAGGACUGACAGCAACUCUAGGGAGGCACGGUAUCUUCAACAUGAUCUACUUCAGUUUUUACCACAACAUCAAGCAAUAUUUCCCCUCAGCUUCGUCCCCAAAGUUGGAGUUUGUUCGCAAGUUCAUGAUUGGUCUCGCUGCUGGGACGAUAGCCUCUUCGGUCAACAUUCCAUUUGAUGUGGCUAAGAGUCGAAUCCAGGGUCCCCAGCCAGUUCCAGGACAGGUCAAGUACAGGACGUGCUUCUGGACGAUACGGACGGUGUAUCUAGAAGAAGGGUUCUUGGCCUUGUACAAGGGGCUGCUACCCAAGAUCAUGAGGCUCGGCCCAGGGGGCGCCAUCAUGCUACUAGUGUACGAGUACAGCUAUGCCUGGCUUCAAAAACACACGUGAUGACAAUCGAUGCCACAAGUAUCGUGUUCUCCUUGCUGCUAUAAUGGGCUGAAGGGGUUGAUGAGAAUGUGGUUCAGUGUGCUAGUAGCGCGUACAGAAUGUAUGCAACAUUGGGUGUGCAUUGUGAAGAUGAUAACUUGCAGACAUCACUGCAAUGGUGAAUGAGUGUGGAUAGUAGUGAGGUGCAAACAAGAUUCUCCACACCCCUGCGUCAGAUCUCUUCGUGAUUCUGGUGACGGUUAAAAUGGUGGUUGUAUAAGAAAUAAAUUAAAUAAAAAGUGAUCAACAAAAAAAAAUCCAAAAUAUCUUCCCAUAAUUACCCUUGAUUUAUAAUAUUUUGGAAAAUCUUAACAUUUGGCAUUUGGAGGACUGCAGAUUCGACUGCAGAAAGUCAAACGGACAGUAUUGAAAAUUUGGCUGGUUUUGGCAACUA